UUUUCAUUCCAAAACCUUCAAUUGUCCUCUCUUUUUUUCCCUCUACAAUCUUUUGGAAUUCUUCUUAAUUAUAUCAUACUGUUCAUAAUUUAAUCAGACAAUGGCGGCAGAGAAAGAAAGAGAAACUCAUGUCUACAUGACGAAGCUUGCCGAGCAAGCGGAGCGAUAUGAAGAGAUGGUGGAAUGCAUGAAGAAAGUUGCAAAGCUUGAUCUUGAACUUACCGUGGAGGAGAGAAACCUCCUUUCUGUAGGUUAUAAGAAUGUUAUUGGAGCUCGUAGAGCCUCAUGGAGAAUCAUGUCUUCAAUUGAACAGAAGGAGGAGUCCAAAGGUAAUGAACAAAAUGUAAAUCUCAUUAAAGGUUAUCGCCACAAGGUAGAAGAAGAGCUCUCCAAGAUCUGCAGUGAUAUCUUGAGUAUCAUUGAUGAACACUUGAUCCCUUCUUCCAAGACCGGAGAAUCUACUGUUUUUUACUACAAGAUGAAGGGAGAUUACUACCGUUAUCUUGCAGAGUUUAAGACCGAUCAAGAAAGGAAAGAUGCAGCAGAUCAGUCAUUCAAGGGCUACCAGGCUGCUUCCAACACCGCAAACACAGAUCUUCCCUCAACCCAUCCUAUCCGUCUUGGCCUCGCCUUGAACUUCUCCGUCUUCUACUAUGAAAUACUAAACUCCCCCGAAAGGGCUUGCCAUUUGGCUAAACAAGCAUUUGAUGAGGCAAUUGCGGAGCUUGACACUUUGAGCGAGGAGUCAUACAAGGACAGCACCUUGAUCAUGCAAUUGUUAAGGGACAAUCUCACCCUCUGGACCUCAGAUUUACCCGAGGAUGGAGGCGAAGACGGAAUCAAGGUUGAAGAACCCGCCAAAGCUGCUGAGCCUGAGAAGCAGCAGGGACAAGAGUGAGUUCAAAAAGGAGAAGCUCAUAAUUCAUGACAGAUGACAUACAUAUAGAAAGAAAUUUCCUGAAAUAGUCGAAUCCAUAGUUUGUUGUUUGACAUUCAUUUUUGCAUUUUUUUUUAUUAUCUAAACAUGUAAACGAACAGAGCUCUCACGUUGAACGGUAAUGAAACUUCAGUCGCUUCUACUA
Messenger RNA from Papaver somniferum (opium poppy), 1082 nucleotides. Its product is annotated as 14-3-3-like protein GF14 iota. Gene Ontology annotation, cellular component: cytoplasm. Lineage: Eukaryota; Viridiplantae; Streptophyta; Magnoliopsida; Ranunculales; Papaveraceae. Gene Ontology annotation, biological process: signal transduction. The record is from RefSeq and is a predicted model, not a curated record. Bases 101 to 898 code for a protein of 265 amino acids. The transcript is spliced from 6 exons.